Messenger RNA from Paramuricea clavata, 795 nucleotides. The record is from the annotation of a GenBank genome assembly. Lineage: Eukaryota; Metazoa; Cnidaria; Anthozoa; Malacalcyonacea; Plexauridae.
AUGGGGAAAUGUCUGUCUAUGUGUUCGGCACAAGAAAAUAUAAACACAGGCAAAUCGACCAGUCAUUCUGUCGCUGGCCCUCAAACCAAUGUGUACGAAUCCACACAGAAAAAAACAGUUCAGACAGAUAGAAUCAACGUUGUCGAAAUACCUCGCUCAUAUAUGGUGAAGUCUGAGUUCGAUGACUCGAAAAUUGAAGCAAUGUUUCAAAAAUACACAGACGAAAGUGAAGACGCUAUUCUUGUGAAUGGAAUGGAAUGGUUUUGCCAAGAUCUUGGUGUGAAUCCUGCCGAAUUCGUGGUACUCGUGUUGGCUUGGAAAUUUAACGCUUCUAAAAUGUGCCGUUUCACGAAACAAGAGUUCGUCGAGGGUUGUAAAUUAUUAAAAGUCGAUAAUGUGAAUGCAAUUAAACACAAAAUGGCCGACAUAGAAAAGGAAGUCAGAAAGAAUACUGAAGAUUUUCGCGAGCUUUAUAAAUUUACGUUUGGAUUUGGGUUAGAUGUCGACGAAGGACAGCGAAGUCUACCUGUAAAUAUGGCUAUACCUUUAUGGAAGUUAGUUUUUGGUGACAAUGGCCCAGUAUAUAUGGACAGAUGGUAUGAGUAUAUUGAAGAAAGGGGGGUUAAAGUCAUCCCAAGGGAUACAUGGAACAUGUUUCUACAUAUGGCCGAAUCAAUAAAACCUGACUUUAGUAAUUACGAUGAAUGCGAAGCAUGGCCUAGCUUAUUUGACGAUUUUGUCGAAGCUCAGAGACAUAAGACAUCGAACGGAACUGCCGAGUCAAUGGCGGAAUAA